Messenger RNA from Lichtheimia ornata, 1881 nucleotides. RefSeq lists its product as uncharacterized. The transcript is spliced from 2 exons. The record is from RefSeq and is a predicted model, not a curated record. The coding region runs from base 1 to 1881 and encodes 626 amino acids. Lineage: Eukaryota; Fungi; Mucoromycota; Mucoromycetes; Mucorales; Lichtheimiaceae. Gene Ontology annotation, molecular function: protein binding.
AUGACCGUUGUCGAGAACAUUAGGUGGUGCGAAUUACUAGAGGACACCAUUGUCACAGCUCAACAUGGUAAUGACGGCAACCGAAUUGCCACGGCAACCGAGACUCUACAACAACUGACACGGCAAUUCGUCAAGGUGCUCAAUGAACGUGCCAUGCUUUUAGCCAACAGUGCACAGUUUGAUACAGCGUUACGUGAUGCAGCAGCAAUAGUCGCCUUAUUACCGGGAUCAGCACUUGGAUACUUGUGUAUGGGAGUCGUGUAUUGUCAACAAGGCCAUCAUGCAGCAGCGAUUUCCAUAUACGACCAAGGCCUUGAAGCAGUGCCUGAAUCCGAUGCCUAUUAUCAGCAACUCCACCAACAUCGAUUGACAGCAGUAGCCAACAGCAACAAACGCGUCGAUUUCAUCAGCCGGUUGCCAUUCGAUGUUGUCGUUACCAACAUUAUACCAAGGAUGGACCAGCGAGCCUAUUUGGAUCCGGAUGUGUUGUAUGAGCCUCUUUACGUAUCACAUACAUGGCAGGAGCGUAUCUUGCAGCAAUCCAAGGGCUUGAACUUUCAAUUUUGUAAGCAGGUCGAGACGUUUAUUAAGGACCAUACACAACUCAUUCAAUUUGCACCCUAUGUUCAGACCUUGAGUGGUUGUCUAUUGGACGUUCAUUUGGAUGAUCUCUUUUCUCGAGCACACUUUUCCAAUCUAAAAGAACUCGAUAUAUUCUGCCCUCAUGGUUUAACGCCUCGCCUUCCAUUGAUCCAUGGAUUACAAAUGAUUGCUGAUUCACUUACACACUUGGGCAUUUAUCAGUGUCCUGAACUUGAAUUGCGUGAUAUCCUGGAGACAUGUCCCAAUCUUGUAUCCCUGAAAACAAUGGAUGUGGAUGCAGGUAUGCCAUUAUCAUCAAGUUAUCCCAAGAUCAAGCUCCUUGAACUCCACGAACAACGAGAGCAAGCCCACACGCAUGAACACAUGGUCGAUGUCCUAAGUCGAUUUCCUUCCUUACGUAUGCUGAAGAUUACACCAAUGUGCACCUCCACUGUUUUGCCUAUCCUACGCCAGCAUUGUCCUUAUCUAGAGGCUAUUUCUUUGCGGUGCACGAGCCCGGAUUUUGGCGUAACUACAGCAAAUGAUCAUCAAGAUCGAAAAGGGAUCACAUCAGCUUAUUUGGGAGGUGCCGAUUUUUAUCAUCAAGAUGACCUGAUCGAGUUCUUAUACAUGCAGAGAGAGUCAUUGGAGAUCCUGGAUUUUCACGGCAGACUUCAAGUCAACAAUGCCUUUUGGGAAAUAUCAGCUGAUGGGCGAGUUCAACCUCGUAAUACAAGUUCACACCCUGAGAAGGACCCGUUAUCUCCAUCAUCAUUUACGCGAUUGGUUGACCUUCGGUUUACGAGUAUUAUUCCAUCUUCAAGUAUGCCUAUGCUACUGUGGAUUGUAUUGAACGCACCCAACCUCAACGCCAUCCAUAUCUAUAAUUCAAAUUUUCAACCAUCUGUCGCAAACGCCAUUAUCAAAUUGGGUCAUCUCCAAAAGGUACAAAUCGAAGAGGACUACAUUAUGGGACACACAGACGACAAUAUCAUCGACGGCUACUACCAUGGAAUUCGCCAAUUCUUUGAGCAUCAUGUUGCCUUGGGGGAUCACUCAACACUCAAACAUGUGGUUGUGCACAUGCCCUUUGUGAAUGCAUUUGAACAAACAUGGUUGCCUUUAUUAUCACAAUUGAGAUGCCUCAAGGUCCUUGAAUUACGCGGUAAAAUCGCUUAUGGGGAUUGCACCCUUGCCGAUAAUUGCAUACCCAUCAUGAAAAGGAUACGCCGAGACUGCCCCGCUCUCGAAACGUUGAUGGUUAAUGGGAAGGUGCCGAUUUGGUUAGCGGACUCAUAG